Vicia villosa (hairy vetch) is the source of this 1308-nucleotide messenger RNA. Its product is annotated as 11S globulin seed storage protein 2-like. NCBI's taxonomy places the organism in Eukaryota, Viridiplantae, Streptophyta, Magnoliopsida, Fabales, Fabaceae. Gene Ontology annotation, molecular function: nutrient reservoir activity. The transcript is spliced from 3 exons. The record is from RefSeq and is a predicted model, not a curated record. Bases 29 to 1180 code for a protein of 383 amino acids.
UUAAUUUUAACAAGAGAGUUCAAGGAGAAUGGAGAGAUAUUUGAACAUAUUCUUAGUGAUUAUGUGUUUUAUUUCUAACUUUCUUAUCUCUUUACAGAAUUCAAUGGAGUUAGACCUAACACCAAAAACAGCACAACCAUUGUUUGAAGGAGAUGGUGGUGGUUACUAUAUUUGGUCAAGCUCUCAACUUCAAGUUUUGGCUAAAACAAAUGUUGGUGCUGGUCAGCUUGUUCUUAAGCCAGGUGGCUUUGAUCUUCCUCAUUAUGCAGAUUCCUCCAAAAUUGGCUAUGUUCUAGAAGGGACAGAUGGUUUAGUUGGAAUGGUGCUCCCCAAAACUGGAAAAGAAGUUGUUUUGAAGCAUAAGCAAGGAGAUGUCAUACCUAUACCGAUGGGAGCUAUUUCAUGGUGGUUCAAUCAUGGAGACUCAAACUUUAGCAUUAUAUAUCUUGGUGAAACUUCGACAGCUCACAUUCCAGGAGAGUUCACUUAUUUUUUCUUAAAUGGUCUUCAAGGACUUUUAGAAAGUUUUUCUAGUGAAUUAAUUAGCAAAGUAUACAAUUUUAAUAAUGAUGAGGUGACCAAGUUAACACAAAGCCAAAAAGGACAUGCGAUAAUCAAGUUAGAAAAAGACCAACCAAUGCCUAAGCCACAAUUAGACCUGACUAAAGACUUUGUUUAUGACAUUGAUGCUAAAGUCCCUGAAGUUGAGGCUCCAAAUGGGGGAUUAGUGGCAACCUUAACUGAGAAAGAUUUUCCUUUUAUUAAGGAUGUUGGGUUGAGUGUGAUUAGAGUUAAACUUGAACCUAAUGCUAUUAAGGCACCAUCAAACCUAAUUACUUUUGGGAUUCAGUUAAUUUACAUAGCUAGAGGAAGUGGAAAAUUCGAAAUUGUGGGAUUGAAUAAAACAUGUGUAUUGGAUAGUUUAGUUAAAGUUGGUCAUUUGAUUGUUGUGCCACAAUUUUUUGCGGUUGCUCAAAUUGCAGGUGAUGAAGGAAUGGAGAGCUAUUCUAUUGUGACAACAACCAAGCUUUUGUUUGAAGAGUUAGCUGGAAAUACAUCGGUCUGGGGAGCCUUAUCACCUUUGGUGCAACAAGUGUCUUUUAAUGUGGAUUCUGAGUUUCAAAAUAUUUUUAUAUCCAAAGCCACAAAAAACACAAAUCUCAUUCCUCCUACUUAUUAGUUUUACUUGUUUUAUGAGAAUAAAUUCCUUAUGCAUGUUUUUAUGUAAUAAUAACGUAUUUGUUUUGUAUGGAUGAUAAUAAUGUAUUUAUAAAUGUUAUAUUAUUAUUAUUAUUAUUAUUAUUAUUA